GAGGCAGGGUAUGGGCCCUUUAAUCCUGAGGAGACAGAUUAGCUCAAACAGGAGUUGAUUCAAGUAAAAUCAAGAGGCCUGAUAUUUGGUGUAAGAGCUGCUUUCCUGUUUGAUAAUGAUAUUUCAGCAUAAGGAUGUGUAAAAGCUUGUUUUCGGUAUGGUUUGUUAACGUACAGCGUUUACGUGCGUUGCUGCGUCUCAUCUCAACUACAGCAACGCAACUGUGGAAUUUCCCUCACAACACAAGCCCCGCUCCUUCAUCCGCCGUCGCGGCGCUUCUGAUUGGCUAGAGAAACUUUAUUCCCGUUGUUGAUUGGUUCUUGGCGGCGCCAAUCAUUUUGCUUCCUGUUUUUUUUUCCUGUGUGCUGAGGUAAAAAGCAAAAAAGUUUAAAAGACGGCGAUGUCAACACUGUGAGGUGCUCCCUUCACCAUGUCCGGUGUCACACAUCAAAACCGGAGGCGGCGCCCCUCAAAAAUGUACAUGGUCAUAUCCGACCAUAAGGUGCAGGACCAUCUGGAUGGUACCAUUCGCCUCCAAAGGGGGCAUCUGUGCCAGGAGCAGGAUGGUGGAGGGGAACGUGGUGGAAGAGGAGAUUACGUGUGGGUAAAGGUGAUAGACAACGGCAGCAUGGUGAAGCUUGAUAAACAUUUGCUAGAUGAAGUACCCCCUGACCUAGCCAGCCUGUUGGAACCUAUCAGUGACCUAGACCUACGCUUCAAACUGCUGUCCAAACCUUACCGGCUACUGCGACUGGCUGCCUUACCCCUGGGUUCACCAGUGUUGGUGCGCUGGAGCCAGACUGGAGAGUUUGCAGAGGCUGAACUUCGUUAUCGAGGUCCACUAACCCGAGGAAGUGCUGCUGUGUACUUUGGAGUCCAACUGAAAGGCUGGGCAGCAGGUAAGGGCAACAGUAAUGGAAGCUACAAAGGACACCAGCUCUUCACAUGUCCAGAGCAGUGCGCCCUCUUCGUGGCAGCCAGCGAGCUGACCCUCCGCCGCUCCUCUCGAAGUGGCAGCGCUGGGGACCAUGAGCUUGAGCGUGAAGCUAACAGACCAAACCACUCAAACCACAACUCCAGCAAUAAUCAGAGCUCUAGCUACAACCACAAUGCAGUUAACAUCCUGCAGUCACGGACUGCAGAAUCAGCCCCACCUCCUGCCUCUCCACCUCCGCUGCAAACAGGACAGAGGGUGUGUUUCAGCCAGGACAGCACACUCCACUCAGGCACUGUGCAGUUCUUUGGCCCACUGCCCACCCGGACGUCCUUAGGACUGCAUGUCGGACUCUUACUGGACAGUCCGGUAGGAAACUGGAAUGGCUUCUAUAAAAACUACAAGCUGUGUUCCAUCCCUUCUCCUGAAUAUGGCUAUCUUCUGCCCAUCUCCAAAGUGACUGCAGAAACGAGAUCAGAGCGCACACCUCCGCUUGGAUCUACUCCCAAAAGCCCUCCAGCGCUUCCUCCAUUUCCUUCCUCUAAAUCUGCCCUUCAGCCUUCUUCACCCACCCAUAACAAGCACCCACCGCAGCCUACAGCACCUGCAAAUCCCAACUCAAGACCACUGAUACAGCCUGCCAUGCUAGCCAUGGCUAAAUCUGCCCUACAGCCUCCUUCUUCUUCACCAUCACCAGCUCCAAAAGUCGUUUUAAAGCCUCCUCCUCUUCCCGUCCCUAAAUCUGCUCUUAAACCACCUUCAGUUCCGCCCCCUAAGCCACAAGCCCUGCCUCUUUCACCACCCACUGACCAAUCAUAUUCUUCAAAUGGUUUUCACAAUCCACCCUCUCCACCAGUUCCUGAGGAGAAGACGGAGCCUAAAACAUGGUUAGAGGUCGGCUCGAUGGUGGAGAUGAAUGAGCCACCAAUUUUUGGAGUAAUUCAAUGGAUUGGUCAGAUCCCUGGCAUUUCAGAACCAGUGGCUGGAAUAGAACUGGAUCAAGAGUUGAGUGCUGCCACUGAUGGCAGUUACCUUGGCGAACGCCACUUUCGUUGCCCUCCUCAUAAGGGGUUGUUUGUUAAACUGCGGAACUGUAGACGGGACUCCAGAUUCCCCGCCCCCGAGAUGCCUAUCAAUCAGGUGGAGCGCUGCAAUUCGAUUGCAUUUGCGGAGUGGGGCAGUAAGCGCGUUGAGGAGAACACUCCACCAGUCCUGGGGCAGGAGGCUCGGCGGUUGUAUGAAGGCUUUAAGAAAGGCAUCCAGGGUCAUCUCAACUCCUGCUACCUGGAUGCUUCACUCUUUAGUCUUUUCUCAUGCUGUAGUUCAGUUGAUUGGGUUUUGUUUUUUCCCUCCAAUGAGGACGGUCAUCGCAGUAAAGAUGCUCAGGAAUUGCUGCGCUGUGAAAUCGUCAACCCUUUACGCAGGUAUGGAUACGUGUGUGCCAGUAAGACCAUGGCUCUGCGGAAGCUUCUGGAAGCUGAGACUACAGAUGCAGGCUUUACUAAUGAAGAGAAAGACCCUGAGGAAUUUCUCAACAAGCUUUUCCAGCUCCUCCGGGUAGAACCACUUCUGAAGAUCAGGUCAAUGAGCCAGGAGCCACAGGAGUGCCACAUCUACCAACUCUUCCCUCCCUCCGUCUCCCCCUCUCUAUCCUCCCCCAUGCACUCUCCUCUCUUUCCCUCCUUCACUCCCUCCCUUUCACCCAUCCCUCUCUCCUCGCCCCCUGCUGGACUCAUGAGGGUUGCCAGCGUGCAGACAUUGCUGGAGUCCUCCUUCAUGCAUUCUGGCCUUAAAUUCUCUGAGGCUCCAUCCUGUCUGCCACUCCUCAUGCCACGCUUUGGUAAAGAGUUUAAGAUGUUUGACGCGAUUCUGCCUUCCCUCACACUCGACAUCACUGACCUACUGGACGAGACACUCAGACAGUGUAGUAUAUGUCAGACAGUGGCAGAGUGGGAGUGCCUGCAGUGUUAUGAGGAUCUGGACAUCACACCUGGCCAGUUAAAACAGUACUGCAACACCUGCAAUGCACAGGUUCACGCCCAUAAGAAGCGUCAGACACACAAACCGCUGAAGGUCAGAAUACCCAAGGGCACAUGGGAGGGGCCAGUGCACGGCACUCGUCAGCAGCUGUCUCUCUUUGCUGUGACGUGCAUUGAGACCAGCCACUACGUGAGCUUUGUGAAGCACGGACCACUCCUUACUGACUGGCUGUUUUUCGAUAGUAUGGCUGACAGAAAGGGAGGAGAGAAUGGCUUCAAUGUGCCGCAGGUGAGAGCGUGUCCCGAGGUGGGACGUUACCUCAGCCUAUCACAGGAGGAGCUGAGCCGUCUAGACUCCGCCUCCCUCAAGGAGCCCGUCCGACGAUUACUUUGCGAUGCCUACAUGUGUCUUUAUCACUGUCCUGAACUGAGCCUGUAUAAGUGACACAAAUGUAACCCUGCUCACUGUUGUCCUGAGCUGAGUAGCUCCGACCAUGUUUUUUCACCUCAUAAUGUUGCAACACAAAGUGGUAUUUCUUAGUUAGCCAGGUAGUCCAUUUUUCAGCAUCUUUAUCUGCCACAUCUGUAUCAUACUGGCAACAAGCAUUUUGUCUUGUUUAUUUGCACUGGUCAGGUGCUUAAGCAGCUGUCCAUAGAUUUAUCUCUUCGAAGUAUAAGGAAAUGUGUCACUUAUUGUCAGUGGUAAUCGAUAGUACAGAUACAGCAGAUAGAGAUUAGGGUGAAAACAUUAAUCAGGCUUGUUGGGUUGGGUUUUCUGAGAAAUCCUGCUUUGUGAACACCCCCCCCCCUCCCCCAGUUUCUAAUACACAUCACUCUUUUCAUUCCAGCAUGUAAAAGUGACUAAAUGCAGUCAACAUAAUGCAAACUUAAAACUACAUUUAAUUUCAUCUUGUCCAAUUUUCAUCCUAAAGGAACCCAACCAGGCCAUUACCUGACUUCAUCUGCUUUAUUCAGCAUUCAGUCACUGUAUAAUAGGGUUUAGACCAAUUCCAUGUUGAGACUGUACCACAUUCCACACCGUAUUUUUGCACUUUGUCAUUUUUGCCUAUUUUAUUCAAGAAAAGAGUGUAUUCUUGUAUAUAAUAUUUGAUGAAUUAAUGAUGCUUUUUGAAAAUUCUGUCAUAUUGUUACAUUUUAUAAAUGUAAAGUCAUAACUUUAUCAUAACAAAUCUACUUUUUCUCAACAUAUAGCUGUCAUUCAUUUCAUACAUGAACAUAUCGCUGCUGUCGGGACAAAACCUUAAGUUUGUUGUUUUUCAGUUUUUUGGACCAAACG
Molecule: messenger RNA, 4210 nt
Organism: Colossoma macropomum (tambaqui)
Lineage: Eukaryota; Metazoa; Chordata; Actinopteri; Characiformes; Serrasalmidae
Gene: cyld3
Product: ubiquitin carboxyl-terminal hydrolase CYLD
Exons: 16
Coding region: 431-3358 (975 amino acids)
Biological process (GO): necroptotic process; positive regulation of extrinsic apoptotic signaling pathway; protein K63-linked deubiquitination
Cellular component (GO): cytosol
Molecular function (GO): cysteine-type deubiquitinase activity; K63-linked deubiquitinase activity
Source: RefSeq, a predicted model, not a curated record